AUGCACGCAGUGGACGACCGAAAGAGGCUUACCGACGAAAACAUCAAAAAAGUCCACAAAAUAAUUUUGAAUGAUCGUAGAGUGAAGUUGAUCGACAUAGCUGAGACUCUAAAGAUAUCAAAGGAACGUGUUGGACAUAUUGUGCAUGAAUAUUUGAACAUGCGAAAGCUGUGUGCAAAGUGGGUGCCGCGCGUGCUCACAAUCGAUCCAAAGCAACAACGUUUUGAUGAUUCGGAGCAAUAUUUAGCGAUAUUCAACCGUAAUAAAGACGAAUUUUUCCGUCCAUAUAUUACAAUGGAUGAAACAUGGCUCCAUCAUUACACUCCAGAGUCCAAUCGACAGUCAGCCGAGUGGACUGAACGCGAUGAACCGAAGCCAAAGCGUGGAAAGAAGCAACAGUCGACUGGCAAGGUUAUGGCAUCAGUAUUCUGGGAUGCGCGUGGUAUUAUAUUCAUUGAUUACCUCGAAAAGGGCCAGACCAUCAACAGCGAGUAUUACAUAACUUUGUUGGAGCGCUACGAAUUGCUUCCCCAUCCACCGUAUUCUCCAGAUCUGGCCCCCAGUGACUUUUUUCUGUUUGCAGACCUCAAAAGAAUGCUUGCUGGAAAAAAAUUUAGCACUGAUGAAGAGGUUAUCGCCGAAGCUGAGGCCUAUUUCGAGGCUAAAGAGAAAUCGUACUAUAAAAAUGCCUACGAACUUUUCAGCCAAACUGUUACUAGAUGCCAUAUGCAGUGGUCGAUGCGUAACCCGAUGCGGCAGAUAUCCGUAUCCUUGGUGGAACUUGGUUGUCGUUAA
Messenger RNA from Harpegnathos saltator (Jerdon's jumping ant), 795 nucleotides. RefSeq names its product histone-lysine N-methyltransferase SETMAR-like. Bases 1 to 795 code for a protein of 264 amino acids. The record is from RefSeq and is a predicted model, not a curated record. Gene Ontology annotation, molecular function: nucleic acid binding. NCBI's taxonomy places the organism in Eukaryota, Metazoa, Arthropoda, Insecta, Hymenoptera, Formicidae. The transcript has 3 exons.